AUGCUUACAAGAAACUCGAGACUCAAGGAGUCAUUACCUUGGGUUAGCUCGAAGCUCUUCUGCGCAAAACGUCGCUUCCUGGCACAAGUUGUCAAUGUGGAAAACGUACCUACUGAAGAUGACAAGCCCUUUGACGUUCCUAUACCAGAAGACAGCUUCGAGACGUAUCAUUUUGACCAUCCGCCAUACACAGUAGGAACCACAAAAAGGCAGCUCAAGAACAUGUACCAAGACAUGCUUACGAUAAGACGAUUGGAAUUAGCUGCUGACGCUCUUUACAAACAAAAGAAGAUUCGUGGAUUUUGUCAUUUGUCGACUGGCCAAGAGGCAGUCGCUGUUGGCAUUGAAUAUGGCAUCAGCAAAGAAGACAAAUUGAUCACUGCAUACCGCUCUCAUGGAUUCACAUUUAUGCGAGGGGGGAGUAUCAAGUCAAUUGUUGGCGAACUACUUGGACGGCAGGAUGGCAUAUCCCACGGCAAAGGAGGGUCUAUGCACAUGUUCUGUGAGGGCUUCUUUGGGGGUAAUGGCAUCGUGGGAGCUCAUGUACCAGUCGGGGCUGGAAUAGCAUUUGCUCAGCAGUACAAUAACAGGGAUAAUGUCACCGUUGAUGUGUAUGGCGACGGAGCAGCAAACCAAGGUCAAGUCCAUGAGGCUUUCAACAUGGCGAAAUUGUGGAACCUGCCUGUUUUGUUCGGGUGCGAGAAUAAUAAGUACGGCAUGGGAACCUCUGCUGAAAGAGCGUCUGCAAUGACUGAUUAUUAUAAACGUGGUUUAUACAUCCCUGGAUUAAGGGUGAACGGUAUGGACGUCCUGGCAGUAAUGGCAGCAGUAAAACACGGCAGAGAGUUCAUUCGAGCUGGAAAGGGGCCCUUGGUCUAUGAGUAUGUGACAUAUCGGUACGCCGGGCACUCAAUGAGUGAUCCUGGAGUCGCAUACCGGACUCGCGAAGAGUUAAAGGCGGAGCGUGCGAGUGACCCGGUUUCGAACUUUCGGGAACAGCUGAUAGAUUGGGGUAUCAUCACUGAGGACGAAGCAAAAACAAUUGAUAAGAAUGUAAGAGGAAAGGUAAAUCAUGAGGUGGCAGAAGCCGAGAAGAUGCCGGAACCUGAGCCUAGGCUGGAUGUUUUGUUUCAAGAUAUUUACGUCCGUGGGAGUGAGCCUGACCAGUACCGAGGACGUACCGUGGACGAGACGCACUAUUAG
This is a messenger RNA of Aspergillus fischeri NRRL 181, 1203 nucleotides long. RefSeq names its product putative pyruvate dehydrogenase E1 component alpha subunit. The transcript is spliced from 4 exons. Lineage: Eukaryota; Fungi; Ascomycota; Eurotiomycetes; Eurotiales; Aspergillaceae. Bases 1 to 1203 code for a protein of 400 amino acids. Gene Ontology annotation, molecular function: pyruvate dehydrogenase (acetyl-transferring) activity. Gene Ontology annotation, cellular component: intracellular membrane-bounded organelle. The record is from RefSeq and is a predicted model, not a curated record. Gene Ontology annotation, biological process: pyruvate decarboxylation to acetyl-CoA.